UGAUGAGUUGAUUUUGAAGCGCCUUUCACAUAAUUUUUAUUUUUUUUAAUUUUUCGUUUUGACGUCAAUAACACCCAAUCCCUCAUCCCAGAAUCCCAUUCCCAAUUAAACCCAUUGUCUGCUGUCUACCUGUCUCGCCAGUCGAUACCACUGCCGCACCAGCCACCAGGGAACAGCACCCGCACUGCCACACCAGCACUGCCGCACCAGCCACUAGGGGCCAGCACCCGCACUGUCGCACCAGCCACUAGCGACUGGCGGUCUUCUACUCUUCCCUCCAAUCUCCAUCAUUAAUUGGACCAUUCCUCUUCUUCUUUAAGCUAAUGGAGUUUAUCAGCCCUGAAGGUCUCCGCUUAGAUGGUCGUCGUCCUUUAGAGAUGAGGCAGCUACGUGCAGAGAUUGGUGUUGUUUCUAAAGCUGAUGGUUCAGCUGUUUUUGAGAUGGGCAACACUAAAGUUAUUGCCGCCGUUUAUGGUCCUAGAGAGGUUGAAAACAAAUCGCAGCAGAUCAACGAUCAGGCAUUGGUGCGCUGCGAGUACACUAUGGCCAAUUUCAGUACUGGAGAUCGUGUAAGGAAACCAAAAGGAGACAGGCGGUCUACAGAAAUAUCAAUGGUUAUUCGGCAAACCAUGGAGUCUUGCAUAAUGACAAACUUAAUGCCUCGUUCGCAGAUUGACAUUUUCGUUCAGGUCCUACAAGCUGAUGGAGGAACUAGAUCUGCAUGCAUAAAUGCAGCUACUUUAGCUCUAGCCGAUGCCGGCAUUCCAAUGUGUGAUCUGGUUACAUCCUGCAGUGCUGGCUAUCUUUGUACCACACCUCUCCUUGAUCUAAACUAUGUUGAAGAUAGUGCUGGUGGUCCAGAUAUUACUGUGGGACUUCUUCCUAAACUGGACAAAGUUACACUUCUCCAGAUGGACUCAAAAUUGCCAUUGGAUACAUUUGAAAGUGUCAUGCAGCUUGCCAUUGAAGGUUGCAAGGCCAUUGCCAAUUACGUUCGAGAAGUAUUGCUUGAGAACACUAAGCAGCAGGAGUAUCGAUGUGGUCUAUAGUUUGCGAGUAGCUGCGAACGCGAUGACCCAUUUCAGAUCAUAGAUGCCGCAUGAUUUUGUUUUGAGAUAGUUUGUAGGCUAUGAGAAUGAUACUUUAGAAUUGUUGCAGAAUAUGGUUCUACAUAGGAAUGGUUUUGAAUUUGAAUGAUGUGAAUUGCUCUUCAAUGGUUCAGUAAUUCAUCAUUUUUUCCCCUUAUAAGGUCUAUUUUUUUGUUAGUCAAUAUAACACCUCUUACUUUUCCAAAAAUGAAGUAUCAAAACUCUAUUGUUGACAUUGGCUAGUAAAUUCAAUGCUAAGGAUUUCGAGUUGGGUGUUUCGGGUUGAUUCAAAAUUGAAUCUAAUGUUCUAAUUGGUUUUUAGCUUUUACGUAAUUGUAAUUUAUUUUAAAGUCGUGUCAAAUUAAAUUUAAGUACGUGGUCGGAUAAAUAUCGAGUUUGUUUUGAACAUCUUUACUUGAAAGUUACUUUUGUCAAACUCGUUGUAAAUAUUUACAUUUUUUCUUGUAUGGUUUGAGCAUUGAAAUUUGUAACUAACACGGGUAUUUAGUUA
This is a messenger RNA of Amaranthus tricolor (Joseph's coat), 1599 nucleotides long. Its product is annotated as exosome complex component RRP41 homolog. Gene Ontology annotation, cellular component: cytoplasmic exosome (RNase complex); nuclear exosome (RNase complex); nucleolus. The transcript is spliced from 12 exons. Gene Ontology annotation, biological process: rRNA catabolic process; poly(A)-dependent snoRNA 3'-end processing; U4 snRNA 3'-end processing. Bases 324 to 1049 code for a protein of 241 amino acids. NCBI's taxonomy places the organism in Eukaryota, Viridiplantae, Streptophyta, Magnoliopsida, Caryophyllales, Amaranthaceae. The record is from RefSeq and is a predicted model, not a curated record.